This is a messenger RNA of Salvia miltiorrhiza (redroot sage), 1458 nucleotides long. RefSeq lists its product as uncharacterized. NCBI's taxonomy places the organism in Eukaryota, Viridiplantae, Streptophyta, Magnoliopsida, Lamiales, Lamiaceae. Bases 1 to 1458 code for a protein of 485 amino acids. The transcript has a single exon. The record is from RefSeq and is a predicted model, not a curated record.
AUGGCCCAACAACAAAUGAAGUUCCAGCAAGAGACCGAAAAGUUCAUAAUGGAGAUGAGAGGAGGAAUGCAGAAUGUGAACUCCCAACUAUCACAUCUUGCCCAAGCAGUCGCCAGACUUGAAAGCAAACCAGGGGCACUCCCAUCCCAAGUGGAGGUGAAGAAGGUGAAUGCCAUGACACUCAGAGGAGGAAAGGAGUUACCCGAGGUUGAUAAGGAGAAAAAUAAACAAAAGCCAGAGAUCAACGAGCAAGUCGGAAUGGGAUCAGCAGAUGAAGAAGAAUUUGCCAAAGAGAAAGAGGCAAAGCGAAAGGCGACAGGGAAGGGUAAAGAUAAAUCAAGCCAGACUGAGCCCAUACUCCCCUUCCCAAACAGAAUGGCCAAGGAACAAGAGAAGGAAGAAUUAACUGAACUGGUUAAAAUCUUCAAGAAGGUGGAGGUCAAUGUGCCCCUUUUGGUCGCACUACGCUCUAUGCCCAGAUGUGCAAAAUUUCUCAAAGAACUCUGCACUCGGAAGGUCAAAUACACGGAUGAUGCGAAAUUUCAAGUGGGCGAAUCCGUGUCCGCAGUCUUACAAAGAGAUAUGCCCAUAAAGUGUGGAGAUCCUGGCAUGUUCUACAUUCCAUGUGUAAUAGGAACCAUGAAGGUGGAGAAGGCGAUGCUCGAUUUAGGGGCAUCCAUCAACGUUAUACCCUUAUCCAUGUAUCAGGACCUGGAGAUAGGACCGCUGAAACCCACCCGGGUGGUGAUCCAACUGGCAGAUCGAUCAAAUGUCUACCCAGAGGGGAUAUUGGAAGACGUCCUGGUCAAAGUGGAGGAACUCAUCUUUCCAGCGGACUUUUACAUUCUAGACAUGGGGAAGUCAAAAGCACGAGAUCCGGUAAUGCUUCUGGGCAGACCAUUUCUAAAGACUGCCAGGACUCGCAUUGAUUGUGAUACGGGGAAGUUAACAAGUCAGUUCGAAGGGGAGACAGUGACCUUCGACAUAUACAAUGCCAUGAAACAUCCAGCUGAUACAGAGAUGGUGAAAAGUGUCGACAUGAUCGAGAAGGUUGUUGAGGAGGUUUUGCCCAGAACAGCAUUCAAGGAGCCAUAUGACACUAUAAUCCAGAAUGACAUAACCGAGGAGCACUUGCAAGAGGAGCAUUUGCAAGAGGCGGUGAAGGUACUUAAUGCGUGGAGCGAAGAGGUCAACCACACUGAGGCACUGAAAAUUCCCACCCUGAAGGAAGAAGACCGACUUGUUCCAUCAAUCCAAAGGGCACCCAAGCUCGACCUGAAGUCUUUGCCAAAACACCUCAAGUAUAUCUUCUUGGGCGAGGAUGACACUUUGCUCGUAAUUAUCAAUUCAGAAUUAACACUCGAAGACGAGAACAAAGUCAAGAUGACUUUGGGGAAGUACAAGGAAGCAAUUGGAUGGACCCUAGCCGACAUUAAGGGCAUAAUGAAGGAAUAUUAA